CAGCAGCAUCCUCAAAGGCAGUAGGAGCCACAGAGGAACCUGCUGAGGGUUUCUCUCACUUUUCUGCCUCUUGAUUUCCACAGGACGUUAACUGCUGCCUCUGAUGCCCAGCAGGGCAGCAUGGUUUUGGAAAUGCUGAACCCCAUGCAUUCUAAUAUCACCGGCAUGGUGCCUGAAGUUGUGCCUGUUGCUGCCAUGCCAAUCCUGCUGCUUGUGGGCUUUCUCCUCUUGAUUUGGAACUGUGAGAGCACAGCCUCAAUUCCAGGUCCUGGCUACUGUCUGGGAAUUGGGCCUCUCAUUUCCCACAGCAGAUUUCUGUGGAUGGGGAUUGGCAGUGCCUGCAACUACUACAACAAGACCUAUGGAGAGUUCAUGAGAGUCUGGAUAAAUGGAGAAGAAACACUUAUUAUCAGCAAGUCCUCAAGUAUGUUCCACGUAAUGAAGCACAGUCACUAUAACUCUCGAUUUGGCAGCAAGCCAGGGCUACAAUGCAUCGGGAUGCACGAGAACGGCAUCAUAUUUAACAAUAACCCAGACAUCUGGAAAGCAGUUCGACCAUUUUUUAUGAAAGCUCUAACAGGCCCUGGCCUUGUUCGCAUGGUGGCUGUCUGUGCUCAGUCCAUCGUAAGGCAUCUGGACAGGUUGGAGGAGGUCACCAAUCCAUCAGGAAAUGUGGACGUGCUGACCCUUAUGCGACGAAUCAUGCUGGACACCUCUAACGUGCUCUUCCUAGGCAUCCCCUUGGACGAAACUGCCAUUGUGAGGAAAAUCCAGGGUUAUUUUGAUGCAUGGCAAGCUCUGAUUAUUAAACCGAACAUCUUCUUUAAGAUUUCUUGGCUCUACAAAAAGUAUGAAAAGCCUGUGAAGGAUUUGAAAGAUGCCAUAGAUAAUCUGGUAGAAGAAAAAAGACACAAAGUUUGCACAGCAGAGAAAUUGGAAGAAAGUAUGGAUUUUGCCACUGAGUUGAUUUUUGCUGAGAAACGUGGAGAACUCACAAGAGAGAACGUCAACCAGUGCAUAUUGGAGAUGCUCAUUGCAGCACCUGACACCAUGUCUGUCACGGUGUACUUCAUGCUAUUUCUCAUUGCAGAGCACCCUAAGGUUGAAGAGGCAGUCAUGAAGGAAAUCAAGACUGUUACUGGUGAAAGAGACAUAGAGAUUGAUGAUGUGCAGAAAUUAAAAGUGCUGGAAAACUUCAUCUAUGAGAGCAUGCGCUACCAGCCUGUGGUGGACUUGGUCAUGCGCAAAGCCUUAGAAGAUGACGUCAUUGAUGGCUAUGCAGUGAAAAAGGGAACUAACAUUAUUCUGAAUAUUGGAAGAAUGCAUAGACUGGAGUUUUUCCCCAAGCCCGAUGAAUUUACUCUUGAAAACUUUGAGAAGAAUGUUCCUUAUAGGUAUUUUCAGCCAUUUGGCUUUGGGCCCCGAAGUUGUGCAGGGAAAUACAUUGCCAUGGUGAUGAUGAAAGUCGUCCUGGUGACACUUCUGAGACGAUUCCAUGUGAAGACACUGCAAGGAAGGUGUGUGGAAAACAUACAGAAAACAAACAACUUGUCCACACACCCAAAUGAGACAGGUGACCUGCCAAAAAUGAUUUUAAUCCCAAGAAAUUCAGAAAAGUGCCUCAAGCACUAAAGAAGCCACCGUCAGCACCUAAUCCGGAGCAUUUCUAAUCAGCAGUUCACAUGGAAGCAUCAUUGUUUAGGCAGUGUCAUCCUCACAGUGAACACACAAGGCCCAAGAUGUUACAUGAGCCUACCAUCUAUGGCACGUCAGCAUGAUGGGAACCAUCAGACUUCUACCCUUCUUCAAACUACAGAACCCAAGUUCAAAAGAAGGGUUUGGGGAAGAUGCAGUCAGUGAAAACACUGCAGCACUAAAGGACCAUUUCCACAAAAUGUGCUUAGGAAAGAACAAGGCAACAAGAAAACUUCUAUGUUCCUGAAGAUCUCCACAGCCCUCACCAAACUGCUAAGAGAGCCAGCCCAUGUCUAAACAUUUCAGGUGAAACAUACUGGCUUGGGUAGAUGAAGGAGCUUCCACUUGUUUAUUAGGCUAGGAUGGCAAUAUUCAUACCCUUUAAAUACACAGAAAUUCAGCAUUUGAAUUUUCCUAGUAGUUAUGUACAGUUUCCUCAUAUGUGUCCACAUAUAAUCUUUCUGUGGUAAAAGUCAAGUCCCUUUUACAAUCUCUCAAUUCAUACUUCCAACACUUGCCACUGAGAUAGUAGGUAUAAAUUCAGGUAACACAAGCGAACUUACUGACAGCCAGAGUAAAACAUGACUAGGACUUUAUAUGCAUUAUGUGCACACAAAACACCAUGUAAGUUCAAAUUCAGUAAGAAUCUUUUCUGGGACUGCACUAUUGUUUAGUUGCAUUAACAUAGCUAAGACAUGGUUUUAGCAAGCGGCAUAAGUCUUAUCAUAGCUUCAGGAAGGCAAAGUCUUCUGAAUCCAUAUCUUCAGCUACAACCGAAUGUAUUCUGAUUUCUGGGAGUACAUCUCUUGUAUUAUCCUUCUCCCUUGACAUCGCCUCCCUCCCUUCUAUAACCUCAAAAGUCUUGUUCAAUAGAUCAGUAGAACCCUGCACAUCAUUUCUUAAACCCUAUCUCUGAUUUUUAGAGACUUAACAAGUAUCUAAUCCAUUCAAUCACUGUGUGUAGCCAUGGAUAAAAUGGACACCUUGCAAUUAGUUCUCUAGAAGGAAUCAAUAAAUGGGUUAAUUUAAAAAAUUA
Cavia porcellus (domestic guinea pig) is the source of this 2731-nucleotide messenger RNA. RefSeq names its product aromatase. The transcript has 9 exons. Gene Ontology annotation, cellular component: endoplasmic reticulum. NCBI's taxonomy places the organism in Eukaryota, Metazoa, Chordata, Mammalia, Rodentia, Caviidae. Gene Ontology annotation, molecular function: heme binding; iron ion binding; aromatase activity. Bases 121 to 1632 code for a protein of 503 amino acids. The record is from RefSeq and is a predicted model, not a curated record. Gene Ontology annotation, biological process: female gonad development; response to estradiol.